AAGUAAACAAAAUCAGACGAAGAUCAAGCGAAGAUGGAGGUGUCGUUGGAAAAUUCCUCUCAACUGUCUCAAGUUGAGAGCGAAGACGAUGAAGACUAUUUAUACAACAAAGAAACAGACGAAUCAACGCCAUUGGCAAGCAGAAGAUCAAAGAAUUGUUGUGGAAUUACACCUUGGCUAUUUAUUACGACGUCUGUGUGUAUAUAUGGAUCAUCGUUUCAGUUUGGUUAUAACAUUGCCGUGGUCAACACACCUGAAAAGGUACUGCUUUCAAUUCAAUUGCUAAGUUGUACGGAAUAUUGAUUUCUUUAUUGUGAUUUUAAAAUGCCUACAACAAUAACGAAACUCAUUGAGGGAGCUUUUACCUGCCAGAAAGAUGUAAACAAAGGAAGGGGUUCAAUGUUUUCUAUGCUGACAACCCAAUUAAUUAAUGAUAUUGUACAUAUUUUUAUAAUGAUCGCAUUUAAACACAAAGUGAGAAAUGUUGAUAUACAGUGUAGAUUUCGUGGAACUUUUAGUUUAGUUUCUUGUUUUUGUACAUUUUUCCUCUGCACAUUAACAUUUGCAUAGUGCAUACGUGUAUAACAUAAAACAGAAACAUACAUAAAUACUGUAGUUGAAUAAUAUACAAAUCACAUUCGGAAAUGCAAAUUAUAUUUCGGCACUCUUUGUUGUGGAAUGAAUGUUGCAAAUGACGACAUUCUAAUUUCUGAUGCUCUCAAACUGGGGUGACUCUUUGAAGAUAAUACUCUUGACUAUUAAGGAUGACUAUAAAAGCUACGGACCAAAUAGCCAAAAUUAGAGUAUUUAUGCUUGACAUUUAUAUGAAACAAUUUUUGUCUUGAAGGUAAUUCGACAUUAUUUUACAAGUCGUAAUGUGACAAUGACUGACUUUAUUUGGUCAGCUGCAGUCUCAAUCACUCCUAUUGGUGGAUUAAUAGGGGCGAUGGUUGGACCUGUUUUGGCUGAUAUGUUUGGAAGGUACACAAAGCACUUAGCGAAUAGGGAUUAUUAAUAUACAUGAGGCCCUGUUAAGGUAAAUUCCAACAGGAGACAUUGUGUUAACAUGGUAACAUAUGGAAAAUACAUUAACAACACUUAACACAAAUUCUGUUUAAAUUGUGACAUUAAAAAGGUAGAAAACAAUAACAAAGUUUUGAAAGUGACAUGACAAAGUUUUCAAGCAGAGAGAUGUUUUUGAACAUAUGAGUGAGAUGCAUACCCACUCAUAAAUAACCAAAUAAUUAAGAUUAAUUAACAUUUUACACAUUUUUUUAGAAAAUCCACACUUCUUUGGAAUAAUGUGAUUGUUAUCAUUGGCUGCAUAUUUGUGUUCCUAAGUCACACUGUCACCUCAACUGGACUGUUGAUCAUUGGAAGAUUCAUUAUUGGAAUUAAUAAUGGUGGGCAAAACAAGGGCGGAUUUUCAUUUAUUUUAAAGGAGGGGUAGAUAAAUUUCUGGUGGGGUGCAAGCGGCACCACUGAGCGAGCUUCGACAGGGUUUGGGCGUUAAGGUUAAAGACUUUCACCCUAAAUAGGAGGGGUGAAGCAAAAUUUUGGUGGGGUUGAACACUUUAUAAGAGGGGUUAGAGAGAUUCUGGGAGGGGUUUAACCCCCCCUAACCCCCCAACCCCAGUAAAUCUGCCCAUGGGGCAAAAAGAUUACUCACUGAAUGAGAAAAGUACUUACUUAGCCUGUCUCGAAAUUGUGAGAAUUAAUUUGUGACUCACAAAUUAUUAAGCCCCCCCCAAGUAUAUUUCCAAAGGGUAACACAUGACAGUUUACACUGAAGAACAAUUACUGUAAUGCACAAAUAUAACAUGUUUUGUUUUCUCACUCACAGGCAUUGACACUGUCGUUGUACCAAUGUUUUUGUCAGAAAUUUCCCCGACACAUUUACGUGGUGCAGUUGGCACUUUGAAUCAAUUUGGCAUUGUGUUUGGCAUGCUGGUUGCAAAUAUACUGGGUCUUCAUCAGGUAUUCAUUUUUCAGAACUAAUUUGAUCCCUAUAUGAGUUUCCAUUAUUCCUUAUGUAACUGCAAUGAAAGACAAUAAAACUUAUUAAAAUGUAUUAAUAAUAUUUUUAAUAUUUUAUUUUUCGCUGAAAGGUGCUGGGCACAUCAACAGGCUGGCCCUAUGUGAUGUCAUUUAGUGUUGUUCCUGCUGUCAUUCAGUUUAUAAUCCUUCCUUGCUGUCCAUCUAGCCCUCGUUAUCUUUUGAUUAAAUUAAACAAAGAAUCUCUUGCCAGACAAGGUAUGAUUAACACUGCAUGAUCUGUUACUGUAAGAGAUAUUAUUUUUCUCUUUAAUGAAAACAUUUUAUAUUUAGAGUUGAGAAAACUUCAAGGAACGUACAACCUUGAACAAGUCAUUAAUGAAAUGAAGGUCUGUCCUACAUAAAAUACUGGGGACGUCUAUUAGAGAGGAAGUGUGUAUUAGAGAUUGGGGUGUUUAUUAGAUUAUUUGAUAUAUCUGCUAAACAUCUUACAGAUAUAUUAACCCAUUAAGCUUCCCCAUUGACUAGUAAAAUUAUUAUAGUCAAGUAAAAAAAAUAAGUAGAGGCUUCCCCAUUGACUAGUAAAAUCAUUAUAGUCAAGUAAAAAAUAAGAAGGGUGCACUGGGGCACAUUGCGGCUCAAUAUUAUAUUUUUAAUUUUUAGGUUGAAAAAGUGAAAGAGUCAAAAGAGGGGACUAUAACAAUAUUACAACUCCUCAAAACAAAGUCACUGAGAUUUCCUCUCUUCUUGAGCGUACUGCUACAAAUAUCUCAACAGUUCAGUGGUAUUAAUAGUGUAUGUAUUCAGGACAUAUGUUUCACUUAUGUUUGGCUAAGUCUGUAAAUUCCAUGUUUCAUUCUUCACUGAUGUUAUACCACUUCCUGCAAUAUUUUUCAAAUGUUUAAUUUCUAGGUUAUGUACUAUUCUACAUCAACAUUUAGGAGAGCUGGGAUCUCUGACCCUGACGUGGCGACAUGUGGCACUAGCAUUGUUUCCAUACUCAUGGUGGGGAUAUCUGUAAGUCCUUUGAUUGUCAGCUGUUCAAACUAAAGUAAAACGAACUUUAUUUCUAUUGGAAACUCGUUCUGAUCUCCCUAAUGGUCCAGAAGGGGUAAUCCCUUAACCAGUGUUAGAGGAUCAAAGCUGUUAUGCUUGGACAGAGUUAAAUACUGCAAGAAUCAAAUACCAGUUGCCAAAUGACUGAUUUCAAAUGCUUGUAUCCUAGGUAUUCUUAGUUGAACGUCUGGGUCGACGUACUUUGAUGCUUACAGGUCUAGCAGGAAUGUUCUUCUCCUAUGGCUUAAUUACCAUUGGUUACGCCUUAGAGGUAAAUAUACAUAUACGUAAGGUGUAUACAAUAGCAUAGCUUGCUCUCUACACUUUAUGUAUCAUUUGAGACAGGUGUUUAAUGAAUUUACUUUCUUUAGGAUGAACAUGACGACUUAAAGUAUGUUGCUGUUGUUUGUACAUUUCUUGUACUAUCAUUUUUUCAAAUUGGACCAGGUAAUAUCUUUGCUACAUUAAUUAGAUAGCAAGGUCUUGACUGCUUUCUAAAGUCUCUCUUGCUGUGUGCUAGUUUUGAUUUCAAGUUAUAAAGUUAAUAUACUUAUAUGUGACUACUAUCAAAAAACGAAGUCUCACUGAUAUCAACCUCGUUCCCAGGCUAUUUUCUCUCACACUCUAGUCCCAAAAAGACCCUGGGUACGAGGAUAUAGAUCUGACAAUGAAUAAAAAGAAACUUUAAUUUACAAAUACCCAAGUUUAAUCUGGGUUAUCAAGAGACAGUUUUAAAAUUCUUGAAACAGUCACCUUCGUAAAAGCGGCCCUAGCCUGUGUGCAGUCCCAAGGUUUGCGAUGUCAUGAACCUGCGCGCAGGCGGAACUCGGGAUGUUAAAUGGAGUGAAUGUUUUCUGAUUCAGGUCCCAUACCUUGGUUCAUGAUGGCGGAGUUAUUUUCACAAGGCCCGAGACCUGCUGCUACAAGCAUUGCUGGAUCAGCAAACUGGCUAUCAAGCUUCAUUAUCGCAAUCACCUUUCCUUCCAUUCAGGUAAAACUUGGAAUCAUUUUAGGAUACAUCAUACUGCGAUUCAGUCAUUGAAGUAAAGCAAACACUAAUUAUGUGUAUAUGUUUUCCAGGAUGCAUUGUUCCCAUACGUGUUCAUAGUCUAUAUGGUAUUUAUAAUCAUUCUAUGGGCUCUCAUUUACGUCUUUGUUCCAGAAACCAAAGGAAAGACUUUUGAACAAAUAUCUCGUGAACUGCGACGAAAAUUGAAACAUUCUAUUAAUAAUGAGCACAAUGAUAUAGACGAGAAUUAAAAUUUAAAUAAAUGUAUUUAUUAGACUAGAAAAAGUUG
Molecule: messenger RNA, 4349 nt
Organism: Paramuricea clavata
Lineage: Eukaryota; Metazoa; Cnidaria; Anthozoa; Malacalcyonacea; Plexauridae
Source: the annotation of a GenBank genome assembly